This is a messenger RNA of Erigeron canadensis, 2572 nucleotides long. Its product is annotated as pentatricopeptide repeat-containing protein At2g37230-like. Bases 129 to 2399 code for a protein of 756 amino acids. NCBI's taxonomy places the organism in Eukaryota, Viridiplantae, Streptophyta, Magnoliopsida, Asterales, Asteraceae. The transcript has a single exon. Gene Ontology annotation, molecular function: protein binding. The record is from RefSeq and is a predicted model, not a curated record.
UUUUAUGCCCUCCGAGUUAUGACCGAUUGGACUCGUUCCACAUUCUAAAACCCUAGCCCUCAAAAAAUCCCUCUCUAAUCGCCAUCUCAUUUUCUACACUCUAAAACUUCACUCCCAACCCAAAAGUCAUGUCUUUAAUCUCAUCAAAGCCCCAAAUCUUGAGCCACAAUUUCUUUGCAAAUCUUGCAAGAAUCACAAACACCCAUAAUCCUCAUUUCAAAGUCUUAAACUUUUUCUGCACAUCAUCAUCUUCUCCAAAUGAAGAACAAAUCCCAGAAUCCAAAACCCCGGAUUCGGACCCUUCGGCCCAUGAACCACAAUCCGAACCGACCCAGAUUCUCGUAUCAAGAAUCCCAAGAGGUAAGCAUAGAAACCCAGAAAAGAUUGAAGAUGUGAUAUGCAGAAUGAUGGCAAAUAGGGCUUGGACUACCAGGUUGCAAAAUUCUAUUAGAAAUUUAGUUCCUUUAUUUGAUCAUGAUCUUGUUUAUAAUGUAUUGCAUAGUGCUAGAAACCCUGAUCAUGCUUUGCAGUUUUUUCGGUGGGUCGAACGGGCCGGUUUGUUUAAACAUGAUAGGGAAACCCAUUAUAAGAUUAUUGAUAUUUUAGGUAAAGCUUCUAAGUUGAAUCAUGCUAGGUGCAUUUUGUUAGAUAUGCCUAAAAAGGGACUUAAAUGGGAUGAGGAUUUGUUUGUUGUCUUAAUUGAUAGUUAUGGGAAAUCGGGUAUUGUUCAAGAAAGUGUUAAGAUUUUUAAUAGUAUGGGGGAAUUAGGUGUGCCAAGAACGAUAAAGUCAUAUGAUGUUUUGUUUAAGGUGAUUAUGAGAAGAGGGAGGUAUAUGAUGGCGAAACGUUAUUUUAAUAAGAUGUUGAGUGAAGGGAUUGUUCCUACUAGGCAUACUUAUAAUGUUAUGAUUUGGGGUUUUUUCCUUUCAUCGAGGGUUGAGACUGCGAAUCGGUUUUUUGAAGAAAUGAAAAGUAGAGAUAUAUCGCCAGAUGUUGUUACUUAUAAUACUAUGAUUAAUGGGUUUAAUCGGGUUAAGAAGGUAAAGGAGGCUGAGAAGUUUUUUGUUGAGAUGAAAGCGAAAAAUAUUGAGCCGACGGUUAUAACUUACACCACUAUGAUUAAAACAUAUGUUAAUAAUGGUAACGUGGAUGACGGGUUGAAGUUGUAUGAAGAGAUGAAAAGUUUUGGCAUCAAACCGAAUGCUUUUACAUAUUCGACCAUUUUGCCUGGGCUCUGCGAGACUGGUAAAAUGUCUGAUGCACAUACCAUUGUGAAGGAAAUGGUACACCGUCAUAUUCCUCCGCAGGACAAUUCCAUCUUUUUACGUUUGAUCGAAGGUCAGUGUAAUGCAGGUGAUCUUGAUGCAGCUGCAGACGUGCUUAAGUCCAUGAUGCGGUUAAACAUCACCCCUCAACCUGGACAUUAUGGUGUUUUAAUUGAAAAUCUAUGCAAAAAAGGGGUGCAUGAUGAAGCCGUUAAGCUUUUAGAUCAACUAAUAGAACAGGAAAUCAUGUUGAACGCAAACAGCUCACUUGAGCUUUUGCCAACUGCAUAUAACCCGAUGAUCGAAUAUCUCUGUAACAAUGGCAUGACUUCUAAAGCGGAAACUUUAUUUCGCCAGCUGAUGAAAUUAGGGGUUUUGGAUCCUGUUGCUUUUAAUGCUUUGAUACGUGGUCAUUCGAAGGAAGGCUCUCCCGAUUCAGGUUUGGAACUUCUAAAGAUUAUGAUGAGGAGAAAUGUUGCAUCAGAAGAAAGUGCUUAUAAGUUGCUUAUUGAGAGCUACUUAAAGAAAAGUGAGCCAUCUGAUGCUAAAACCGCUCUUGAUAGCAUGAUCGAAAAUGGGCAUCAACCCGAUUCGUCUCUUUACCGUUCGGUUAUUGAGAGUUUAUUUGAAGACGGAAGGGUACAAACAGCAAGUCGGGUAAUGAAAGUUAUGAUUGAAAAGGGUGUUAAGGAGCACAUGGAUCUGGUUUCUAAAAUCUUGGAAGCACUUUUGCUAAGGGGUCAUGUUGAGGAAGCGUUAGGAAGAAUUGAGUUGUUGAUGAAUGCCGGAUUUGCUCCUGAUUUUGAUAAUUUGUUAUCAGUUGUGUGUGAAAAAGGAAAGACGAUAGCUGCUGUUAAGCUGUUGGAUUAUGUUUUGGAGAGAGAUUACUCUGUUGAGUUCUCGACAUAUGAUAAGGUGUUGGAUGCUCUUUUAGCCGCUGGGAAAACGCUCAAUGCUUAUUCGAUUUUAUGUAAAAUUAAAGAGAAAGGAGGUGUUACAGAUAAAAGUAGUGGUGAAGAGUUAAUCAAGCUUCUUAAUGAACAGGGGAACACAAAACAAGCCGAUAUAUUAUCAAGGAUGAUCAAGGGUAAUGAAAAAGUCAAGAAAGUGAAGAAACAAGCAUCGGCUGCAUAGUUUUAGAGGUGAGUCAUCCUAUCGUUAAUUAUAGUUUUUACUUUUGCUUAAUAAACUUUGCUAAUGUUAUUGUAACAUUCAUUUCACCGUUUUAGUUCAAGAUUAGAAAGGUUUCAUAGAACAUUUUAUUCUCAUUUGAUCUCAGUUAAGAGCGAAGUUUUGUGUUUUGCUAA